CUAAUUCUUUAGGAGAAUAGUGUUACAAGUUUUCCUGGACCAAAUGUACCACUUAAAAUUCCUUUUAACAUUUGAAUUGAAAACAUUUUAAAGAUGAACCUUGUGCAUAAUUUCAUACCACUUGAUUUAAAACAAUGUAAAUGGAUUAAAGAAGAUACUUAACCAUGAUGCGAUAACAAAAACUGGUAAGAAAAUGGCACAGAAGCCAGACAACCGUGUUCAUCUAUUCCGUUUACAAAUUAUCAUCAUAGAUGGAGGCCUACUUGUUCUAAGAAAUUUAAUUGACCAGAUCCUGACUGCUAAAGGCAUAACUUUAAGUGCAUGUUUAAAUAACGAGAAGGCGAUAAUUACACGUUUGAAAAGUAGCGGCGUUAUAACACAGGUACAAUAUGACACAUUGUUUCCAACGGGUCGCCAAGCCCCAACUACGUCAGAGAUGGACUUUACGCUUAUUAUAUGUCUUCUAAGAUGCUUAAAGUGUUUUGGAUUAAAUAAGAAAUUUGACUGGAAAACAAAACCCAUUUCAACCGAUUUAACAGUUGAAGCAGAUAUAUGUCGAUUAAAAGCUUAUCGAAAUGAAAUAUGCCAUUUACCUACAACAACUGGAAUACAACCUAAUGAUUUUGUAACUUGGUGGAAUGACAUUGAGCAGAUACUUGUUCGACGAAGUCCUGCAGCUCUGAACAUCCAGCAAGAAAUUGCCGAUUUCAAAGCCUGCCCUUUGGAUCCGGAGGAAGAAAAAAGAUUACAAGAAGAAGUAAAAAGGUGGAAGGACUAUGAAGCCGUUGUUGACCGAUUGGACGAGGAGAUGAAACAAGUGCAAACAGAUGUUAUUGGAGUGAAGAAAGAAGUAGAAGCAAAGUUUACUGGAGUGGAGGGAAAAAUCGGUGCGAUUGAAAAACGACAAGAUGCAGAUCAAACAGAUGUUAUUGGAAUGAAGAAAGAAGUACAAGAAAAGUUUAUUGGAGUGGAAAAACAACUCGGGGAAAUAGAAAAACGACAAGAGUCAGAUUAG
This is a messenger RNA of Ruditapes philippinarum (Manila clam), 1015 nucleotides long. RefSeq lists its product as uncharacterized. The transcript is spliced from 6 exons. The coding region runs from base 194 to 1015 and encodes 273 amino acids. Lineage: Eukaryota; Metazoa; Mollusca; Bivalvia; Venerida; Veneridae. The record is from RefSeq and is a predicted model, not a curated record.